This is a messenger RNA of Anopheles cruzii, 1770 nucleotides long. Its product is annotated as probable G-protein coupled receptor No18. Gene Ontology annotation, biological process: adenylate cyclase-activating adrenergic receptor signaling pathway. NCBI's taxonomy places the organism in Eukaryota, Metazoa, Arthropoda, Insecta, Diptera, Culicidae. Gene Ontology annotation, molecular function: G protein-coupled receptor activity. The transcript is spliced from 5 exons. The coding region runs from base 16 to 1770 and encodes 584 amino acids. The record is from RefSeq and is a predicted model, not a curated record. Gene Ontology annotation, cellular component: membrane.
GAAGUCUCGAAAGCGAUGGAGGACCGGCUGCCGAUUGCCGAUUGGCAGGACUGGGUGGUCGUGAUACUGUUCUGCCUGCUGAUCGUAGUGACCGUCAUCGGAAACACACUCGUCAUCCUGUCCGUGAUCACCACGCGCCGCCUGCGAACCGUGACCAACUGCUUCGUGAUGAGCCUGGCCGUUGCCGACUGGCUCGUCGGUAUCUUCGUGAUGCCACCGGCUGUCGCCGUUCAUCUAAUGGGCUCGUGGCAGCUCGGUUGGAUUCUGUGUGAUAUAUGGAUCUCAUUAGACGUACUUCUGUGUACAGCAUCAAUUCUUAGCCUUUGUGCCAUUAGUAUAGAUAGAUAUCUAGCCGUAACGCAGCCAUUAAAUUACUCCAGACGUCGAAGGUCCAAGCGGUUGGCGUUGCUGAUGAUCCUCGUCGUUUGGGUGCUGGCACUGGCCAUAACGUGCCCCCCGAUUCUCGGCUGGUACGAGCCGGGCCGUCGGGAGCUGACCCAGUGCCGGUACAACCAGAACGAGGGCUACGUCGUGUUCUCGGCCAUGGGAUCGUUCUUCAUCCCGAUGACGGUGAUGGUGUACGUGUACCUCCGGAUAUCGUGCGUCGUCGCCUCACGGCAUGAUAAGAUGACGGAGAUCGAAGUCCACAAGAAAAGUCAUCGCACGCGCGAACCGGAGGAAGAUGGCUAUCAGUCGGAGCUGGAUCCGAUACCGCUCAGUCCGAAGCGGAAGCGCUCCUCGUCGCAGAUGUCCACCGGGACGACGACGUACGUGGCGCAGCUCGGCAGCACGGUGCUCGACGACAGCGGUGGUCUCGGCGGUGGUCAGAAGCCGACCAAAAAGAACCACAAAAACGGGCACUACGAGCUGGUGGACAUGAACUCGUCCUGCGCCGCCGCCGCCGCCGCCGGGGGAACGCUCACCAAAACCGCAACCCUUUCAGGGCCACUGACCAAAGCCCAGGAUGCCAGCAGUUGUCCGUACGCCGAUGCCGAGCCGUGCGUGGACCUUGGGGCGGAUCCUGGCGGCGCCAAUGGUGGGCCGGCAACAGCUGUCGCAGCCAAUUAUGGCGGGCCACCGACGGCCGAUCAGGCCCCCCCCUGGCCGGGGGGUAAUAAUAUUUUCAGCCAACAAACGGCACAGCAGCAACCACAAACUCAUUCCGCCGGCUGCGCACCGCCGCCGCCGGUUGGCCCCGCACCGGUCAGCGGCGGAGUGACGGCGCCUGGCCAUCCGCACCAGCACUUCCACCACCAUCACCAUCACCACCACCAUCAUCAUCAUCAUCACCACGCGGGUGGAGCCGUCGCGGCGCCAGCCCUUCGACGUAACAACACCAUCAACGCGUCGAUCAACACCUCGACCUGCAGCACGGUGCAGCUGGUCGGCGGUGGCGGAGGACGGACCGGCACCGGCAACAAUAUUCGCGUCCACCAAAAGUCGCUGUCGUCGCGCAUUUCGUCGAUGAAGCGCGAAAACAAGACGACGCAGACGCUCAGCAUUGUGGUCGGCGGCUUCAUCGCCUGCUGGUUGCCGUUCUUCAUCCACUACAUCAUCACGCCGUUCCUGCCGAAGGACUGGGCCGUGCCGAAGCUGGGCGAGUUCUUCACCUGGCUCGGCUGGAUCAACAGUGCGAUCAACCCGUUCAUUUACGCGUUCUACAGCGUCGACUUCCGGGCUGCGUUCUGGCGGCUGACGCUGCGUCGCUUUUUCCGCAACAGCGAGAAGGCUCCGUUCGCCAACAUCCAUCAGCUGUCGAUGCGCCGAUGA